UCUUUUUUAAUAUAUAAAAUAUAAAUUAUUUUUUUGUAGUUUGUGUUCUGUUUCUGUUUCUGUUUCUGUUGUUAAUUCAUCAGAUUCCCUUCGUUCGUAGAAGUAAACCCACAAAGAAUCUCUUUUGAGAUCCAACGAUACAAUGCCAAUUUACCUAUAAUUUCGCUUAUAUCAGAAUUAGGGUUUUUCUCUCUCUAUCAUCCCCCAAUUUCUGUCCAAAUUACCACAAAAUCCAUUCCCCCCUCACCCAAUUCUCUUUCGAAGUUUUCGGGUUACUAAAUUAGAUUCAGCUGUGAAGUCCAUUUCUUUUUCAAAUUUUUUGUUUUUUUUGGACUAGAUCAAGGCUUGAACUGCUGUUGAUUACAGUGUAUUUUUGGUGGGUUUUCAUGUCUGUCUGAUUUUUUGACUUUCAAGUUUGAACUGCUGAUCAGGAGCUGAGAUUAACGGGAUUUGUGUUAGCUUGGUGUUGCAUGUAGGGAAUUCUUGCAAUUUGGGGCUCAAUUUCAGUGCUUAAUAUUUUUUUGGUUGAAUGUUGAUAAGGAGAUUAAUCAGAAGUUUUGACAAGCUUUAGAGGUUUUAGGGUUUGGCUCUGAUUUGGUACUCUGCAUGUGUAAGCAGCAAGGGGUCCUCUACUAGACUGUGGAGGAUCCCUAUUAACUAUUCCAUUAUUUUCCUAAUUAUUAUUUUUGAAGAGAUUGUGAAAUGGAGAAAUGCAAAUAAGAAUAAAUAGUUGAUUUGGAGUCCGUCUUUGGCAAGUUGAGGGCUUUUGCUUGGUUGGCAUAUUGUGGAUUGGUAUUGAUUAUUUACCAUAUUUAUAUAAACUAUUUCUGGGAAGGAAAUGUUCAGUUCUGGUCCAGUUACUGCCCAUGACAAUACUGGAGUAGUUCCCAUGCGCUUUGUAUGGCCGUAUGGAGGGAGGAGUGUGUUUCUCAGUGGCUCGUUCACCGGAUGGACUGAACACAUUCCUAUGUCCCCAGUGGAGGGGUGCCCAACUGUUUUCCAAGUUGUUUGCAGCUUAACACCAGGAUAUCACCAGUACAAGUUUUUUGUUGAUGGAGAAUGGCGACAUGAUGAGCACCAGCAAUCUGUGAGUGGGAAUUAUGGGGUAGUAAAUACUGUUUUCUUACCUAGGGAACCAGAUAUGGUUCCUUCAAUUGUUAAUCCUGAGACAUCUGGAUCUAAUAUGGAGCUGGAUGAUGUCUUUUUACGUCCGGAAGUAAGGCUAACAGAGGCUGAUUUGGAGGUCUCUCGUCAUCGUAUUUCUGCAUUUUUGUCCACGCAUACUGCGUACGAGCUGCUUCCCGAGUCAGGCAAGGUUAUUGCCUUGGAUGUUAAUUUACCUGUUAAGCAGGCAUUUCAUAUUCUCUAUGAACAGGGUGUCCCUGUAGCUCCUCUCUGGGACUUUCCCAAGGGCCAGUUUGUUGGAGUUCUCAGUGCUUUGGAUUUCAUCUUGAUUCUAAGGGAGCUUGGAAAUCAUGGAUCUAAUUUGACGGAGGAAGAAUUGGAGACGCACUCUAUAUCUGCUUGGAAGGAAGGGAAGUUACAUCUUAAUAGACAAAUCGACGGCGAUGGGAGAGCAUAUGCUAGACGUCUCAUCCAUGCUGGGCCGUACGAUUAUCUGAAAGAUGUUGCUCUGAAAAUUUUGCAAAACAAAGUAUCAAUGGUUCCAAUCAUUCAUUCUUCUUCACAUGAUGGUUCAUUUCCACAGCUACUACAUCUUGCUUCUCUGUCAGGAAUACUAAAAUGCAUAUGCAGGCACUUUAGGCACUCUGCUAGCUCUUUGCCUGUUCUUCAACAACCGAUUUGUACAAUUCCUCUUGGCACAUGGGUUCCAAAAAUUGGAGAAUCAAAUCUACGGCCAUUUGCUAUGUUGCGACCAAAUGCUUCUCUUGGUGAUGCUCUAUCUUUAUUAGUUCAGGCUGAAGUUAGUUCAAUACCGAUUGUAGAUGACAAUGAUUCACUUGUGGACAUAUACUCCCGAAGUGACAUCACUGCUUUGGCAAAAGAUAAAGCGUAUGCACAGAUUCAUCUUGACGAAAUCAGUAUUCAUCAGGUAAUUUCUGAUUUUUUUUUUUCCUUCUACAAAUACAUUUCAUGCAAUUGCAGACAUCCAUUUUGCCAAUGGCCUCAAUCAACCAACUGUAUGGACUGCAUAAACCUCCUUGUGCAAAAGGCUUUGCAAUUGGGACAAGAUGCGAGUUCACCAUUCUACAAUGGACAGAGAUGUCACAUGUGUUUGGGAUCUGAUCCUCUACACAAAGUGAUGGAGCGGCUUGCUAUUCCUGGGGUUAGGAGAAUUUUGAUUGUGGAGGCUGGUACCAAGCGUGUAGAAGGGAUAAUCUCAUUGAGUGAUGUGUUCAGGUUUCUGCUUGGUUAGCCUAGGCAUUAGCCAUGAUCUGUGUGGAAUUGUUUGCUAUAGUAACAUUGGAGAAGGCUCAUUUCUUUAUCAUCUGUUAAGUCUCUUUCAUUGGAAGGGCCCCAUGGUUAUGAGCCCCACCCUCUUUUUAGGGUAGAAAAUUCAGAAAAAAAAAAAAAAAAAAAAAAAAAAAAAGAGAAAAAAAUUUGUAAAUUGUGAGUAUUCAAAUUUUCCACCUUACGAUCCAAUUAUUAUCAACUCAAUUGUGCUGCUGGAGAGCAGCUUCCAUGUUUAGUUCCUACAGGCUUAAAGUGCAGGCAAUUCUUGUGAUUGAUGCGCCUAAUUCAGAUGGCUAGUUUAUAUUUUAUUUUCAAUCUACUUUUGAUCUUGUAUAUUGGAAAUUGGACAGUAAAAUGGAGUUCUUUAUGGUGCAAG
Molecule: messenger RNA, 2791 nt
Organism: Jatropha curcas
Lineage: Eukaryota; Viridiplantae; Streptophyta; Magnoliopsida; Malpighiales; Euphorbiaceae
Product: sucrose nonfermenting 4-like protein
Source: RefSeq, a predicted model, not a curated record